Molecule: messenger RNA, 1206 nt
Organism: Leptidea sinapis
Lineage: Eukaryota; Metazoa; Arthropoda; Insecta; Lepidoptera; Pieridae
Exons: 2
Coding region: 122-1174 (350 amino acids)
Source: RefSeq, a predicted model, not a curated record
CAUUCUGUCUGUUGUAAUUUUUGAUUUUAUUUAUUUUGUAUUUCAGCCUGCAAUAUUUAUAAAAUGCAACGGUCUUUUUAAAUUACAAUAUUUUCUAAUAUAGAACCACGAUUAUUUUGAAAUGGAUGAUAAAUUAAAAGCGCGACAUAGCUUUAAUAUUUCUAAUUCCGACACCACUUCAAUUGACACUAAAACUUUCUCCAAAUCAGACGUAGAUAUAAAGUCAACGAUACCAGAGAUCUUAAUUAGAUCAGAUAUCGAGAGCUUAGGCAAGAGUUGUGGCGAAUAUUAUAAAAAAUAUGAUCAUGAAGAAAUACCAGUUAAAGACGAUACAUCAAAUGAUAACUCAUACAGAGAGGAUCGUAUGUUUGGCGAUUAUUUAGAUUCAGUUACAAACUUCGAACACAAAAAUUUUGAAAUAGAUGCUCUUAGGAAGUUAUCGGUAAAGUUGCAAAGUAGUGAUACGGCUGUUACAAACUUAGACUCACAUAUUCAACUUUUUAAGUCAACUGUUACAGAAAUUUUUGAUAACUUUUAUACAUGUAUGAAAGACUACGAAGAUUAUAAAAGAAAAUAUAACGAGAUUUUAUCAAAAACCAAGAAUGAAUCCAUGACCGAAAUGAAACAAUUUAUAGAAGACAUGAUUGAAAAUCUGUCCUCAUCAGAAUUAUUAGUUAAAAAUGCAAGCAAAACAUCGGUGAAAAAUGAAUGUGAAGUAGAUAUAAAUGAUGUUACUGUAGAAGCUUACAAAAAUGAUAAUUAUCUCACAGAUUCUACUUUCGAUAAUGGUUCGCAUUCUAUUUCAAAUGUUAAAAAUGAAGAUACACGAAACAUGUAUCAUUUAGGUCACAAACCAUGUGUUUCAUUAAAAAUGAGCGAUCGUAUUUUACUUUCUGAAAUAAAUAUUCGAGAACCAAGUAGAUAUACAAUAAUGGCUCAUAAGAUGUCGUCAGCUAAUGACUUUAAAAAAAUGGCACAAAAGGUGCAGGAAAUAUAUACAGAUGAACAACAGAAUCUUAAUGCACAGGACCGCAAUAUUCCGAUUAAAAUUUCACAUGCUAAGAAAGAUAUUCCUUUAGACGAAGACUUUGUUGACAAUGAGACAGAUGAGCACAAGUCUUUCUUUUUUAAAAUCUGUAACUAUCUACGCAAGAAAUUUUGUAAGAAUUUAUAAUAGCCAAUUGAAAUAAAUGAAUAUAUUUUUAA